Vanessa atalanta (red admiral) is the source of this 2567-nucleotide messenger RNA. RefSeq names its product protein-associating with the carboxyl-terminal domain of ezrin. NCBI's taxonomy places the organism in Eukaryota, Metazoa, Arthropoda, Insecta, Lepidoptera, Nymphalidae. The transcript has 7 exons. The coding region runs from base 220 to 2172 and encodes 650 amino acids. Gene Ontology annotation, biological process: protein phosphorylation. Gene Ontology annotation, molecular function: ATP binding; protein kinase activity. The record is from RefSeq and is a predicted model, not a curated record.
AAUUGUAUUUUAAGUACCAUGUCAUAAUUGUCACCCAACAAUAUUAAAGUUGUGAGAACUUCAAGACUAACAAUUUAUAUAAAUGAGUUACAAGAAAAAAAAUUACUAAUAAUUUUUAUCUUAUACUCUAUUAAUUCUUUAUUAUUUAAAAUAAAAUGAUUAUUGUAAUAACCCGAAUGGAAAUGGCAUAGAUUGCGAUCAAUAUUAAGAAAUAUUUAUAUGAUGGGUAACGAAAACUCGCAAUUAAACGGCUUAGAAAUAGAAGAGAAAGCAAUUGAAAUAACAGAUUUUUGGUCGCAUUACCAGGCAACUAUUAAAGACAGUUGCAGAUACUUUAGUUUAAAGAGUGAUGGUUCUGUUUCUGUUUUUAAAGGAUUAUCAGUAUUAGGGCCACUCUGGACAGUGUCAACACCUUUGGAAAAGUUGUCAAAUAACCUCUUAAAAUACCGUCAUCCAUGUAUAGUGAAAUAUCUAUCAGCUUGGCAGCAAAGAUCUACUUUCCAUUUAGCAACAGAGUAUGUCCAACCUCUAGCACAUAUUUUAAAUUCACAAACACCUCUUCAAAUUUGUAUAGGACUGAAUAAUAUUUUGCAAGCCUUAGUUUUUCUCCAUGAACAAGCAGGAAUGUCACACAACAACAUCUGCGUAUCAUCAGUUUAUGUAUCUGGAGAUGGGCAAUGGAAACUUGCAGGAUUACAAUAUUUAUGUACAUUUGCUGAAUCAAAUGUUGCCUAUUUAAAACAUGCUAGAAUACACAGGUAUGACAAAGCUAUAGACCCAAAUGAAGAUUCACAUGAAAUCACUUCCAAGGUAGAUCAGUAUGCCUUUGCUGUUUUAGUUGAAGAUGUUUUUAAAGGCCAUUGUGAUGAUGAAGUUCCCCAUUUGAAAGAAUUUAAAACAUACUGCAGAAAUGAUCUGCAGAAUCCGAAUCCUGAAAAAAGACCCAAUUUAUCAGAUAUACUAAAAGAUAACUUUUUUAAUCAUGAAUUCAUUUCCAUAUAUAAAUUUCUUAAUUUUCUACCUCUAAAAAAUGAGGACGAGAGGAGAGAAUUCUUCUCAAAUAUUUUGAGUCACCUCAAGUGUUAUGAUGAAGAAACUGUAGCUAAACAGCUCGGGGGAUUGUUACUGUCAAGACUUACUCUCCUAGAUCAAACAGCACGAAAAGAUGUUUUACCAUUUAUAUUGAAACCUAAAAAUGAUAGAUUGCAAAAUGGUGAAUCUGCUGGAUUCUUUUGUCUUAGCAUAUUCAAAGAACAUUUAAAACCAAGAUUACUUCAGUUGUUUAGUGUGAGAGAUGGUCAAAUUCGAAUGCUAUUAUUGUCUCAUUUCAAUAAAUUUGUCCAUGUAUUUUCCCACGAGGAGCUUGCUCGUCAAAUUUUACCAGAGUUACUUUUGGGUAUAAAAGACACAGAUGAUAAUCUAGUAGCUGCUACUUUAAUCUGUCUCAGUGAAUUAGUUCCUAUAUUGGGUGCUGAUACAGUUGUUGGGGGAAAAAGAUCAAAACUAUUUACUGAUGGUAGACCCAAGGGUAAUUUAACAAAUUCAUACACAAAAAUAGAUAAUGACUUCUAUUUGGCAAACAAAGUACUUAGAGAUUAUCAUUGCUCCCAGCCAAUUUUCCCAGUUAAUGCAAGUGCGCCUGCUUUUGAACAAACUAUUACUUUAAAUGAAAGGCCUUCUCCUGUUGGUGGUGAAUCAAUAGAAAAUGACAUAACAAUAGAUACUCAAAAAAAUAAACUUGUGGAAUCGGAAGAUGACUGGGAUGAUUGGGAUAACUCAAAUCGACAUUUAGUAACAAUUGAUAAUAUACAAGCUAAUAACUAUUAUUUAAAGGAAGAAAUUUCACAAGAACCACAGUUUACAGAAUCAAUACAACAACUUUCAAUAAUCGAUAACGAAAAACCACCAACAAAAUCUGCACUACUGGAAAAAGCUGCUCUUGAUGCUAAAAGGAAUAUAUUAGAUAUAUCUGAGCUGGAUAUAAAGAAUCAAAAAAUAGAAAUAAGCAAGCAAAAGGACGAUUUUGACUUUUUCGCUGAUAUGAUGCCAGUUAUAGAAAAACAAAAAAUAGUCACUAUUGUAGAAAAUUCGGAAAACUUUAAUAAGUUAAACUUUGUACCCGAUGAAGAAACAGAUGAAAAUGAAGGUUGGGGAGAAAAUUGGAAUGAAUAAUUUUUUCCUUGAAGGCGAUGUUAAUGACACAAAGCAAUACUGUUUGGAUUUGUGACCAGUAUAUUAUGUAUAUUGUUUGUAUAAAUGUAAAUGUAUAUAGAAAUCAUUCAUAGAAAUUAUCAUAUCAUAUUUUACUCACAUAAUAUAAAUUUCUGCUUUUGCAAUGUGAGAAUCCAGUCGGAUAACAUAGACAAGGUGUUUCAAUAAACAUAUAAAUAAUAUAUUGAAUAAGGAAUUACUCUUUAAUCCUUUUUGUACCUUAAUAAUUUAAAGUAGUGGUUGUGUAUUAUGAUAUAAUUAUGUAAAGCAAUACUAGAAAAAAAAUACAUUUUAUCACAAAUUUAAUGAAAUGCUUAAUAAUAUUAAAUACAUUCGACCAAUCGGAACAGAGCAAU